Gregarina niphandrodes is the source of this 2964-nucleotide messenger RNA. RefSeq names its product DNA-directed RNA polymerase. Gene Ontology annotation, biological process: DNA-templated transcription. NCBI's taxonomy places the organism in Eukaryota, Apicomplexa, Conoidasida, Eugregarinorida, Gregarinidae. Gene Ontology annotation, cellular component: RNA polymerase I complex. Bases 1 to 2964 code for a protein of 987 amino acids. Gene Ontology annotation, molecular function: DNA-directed RNA polymerase activity; DNA binding. The transcript has a single exon. The record is from RefSeq and is a predicted model, not a curated record.
AUGCGUGCUUUAUCUCUCGACCGGGUUACGCGGCACGAGGCUUACUCGGCCAGCGGUAAGCGGUUGAUGAUGUUGAUGCCAUCAGAGUUGACUCGUUUGCGGAUGGAGCGGUUGGUGACCGACUACUUUGCCGGUCGCGAGGAGUUGUUCAUCACCAUGUUCGACAAGUUCUUCCAGGCGAAUAUGGGUGAGUUGAGCAGCAAAAACAACGACUUGGUGUCUGGCGAUGUGACGUUGUACCCGUUCCCGAACAACGGCUUCUCAAGUAUGGUUACGACGGGCGCGAAGGGCAGCAAGGUCAACUUCGCCAUGAUUUGUGGCAUGCUCUCGCAGCAGUCGCUAGAGGGAAAGCGCGUGCCUUUGAUGAUUUCGGGUAAGACGCAUCCCGCUUUCGGUCGUUGGGAUUUGGGCGCCCGAGCUGGCGGCCUCAUUACGGACCGCUAUUUGACGGGCUUGCGACCACCGGAUUACUUCUUCCAUUGCAUGGCGGGUCGUGAGGGACUCGUGGACACGGCGGUCAAGACGGCGCGUUCAGGUUAUUUACAGCGCUGCGUCAUCAAGAGUUUGGAAGGCAUGAUUGUGAGCUACGACGGCUCAGUGCGUGAAGGAGAUGGCUCAAUCGUCCAGUUCCUCUACGGCGAGGACGGUGCCGAUGUAUGUCGCAUGACCUACCUCCACAACCUGAAAGACUUACUGGCGAACCCGGCGGUGGUGCAGGCCAAAUUUGCGUCCGAAGAAAAGUUGGAUUCAGACGUGCUUAAACAGCGUCUGGGCGCAUUGGAGACCGCCCUCAAAAGUCGGGCAAAGGCCCAGACCGCGCACCGCGAAGACGACUACGACCCGCAUUUCAACACGCCACUCACCGCCAAGUUUCCGCCCCUCCUUUAUCCGGGCAGCGUCUCAGAGUGGUUUGAACAGGCAGCUGAGACCCAGGUCGCCAAGGCGGUCGAAGACCAACGCAUCCGGGAACCGCUCGUCAAACAAGGGCUGUUGCGGUCCAAAGAUUUGAAACACAAAUCAUACUUCGCCAAACCCGACGGCUCCAUGACGGCCCUCGGCCGCGUGCUGCGGCUCAAGUACCGCCAGGCCUUAGCAGAGCCCGGCGACGCCGUGGGUUGUUUAGCCGCACAGUCCAUGGGCGAGCCGGCCACGCAAAUGACCCUGAACACCUUCCACUUGGCUGGACACGGUGCAGCCAAUGUGACGCUUGGUAUUCCGCGGCUCCGCGAAAUUUUGCAGACGGCCGGUGCUGCCUCCACGCCUGUCCUCUACCUGCCCGUCCGGGGUGACGACCAAGAAACCCGCUCAGCUAACUGCCAGAAACUGCUACUCGGUUUCCGUAAAAUCAUGCUCACUGACGUCAUCAACGCCGUCGGUGUCGAAGCCAACGUCUACGCACAACCCUUCCGGAACGGCGCUGUCGGAGGCUGCAGCGAGUUUGAGACCGCCUAUGCACGUCACGAACCGCGCUACGGAGACGGAUUGCUGCGCAAGUACUGGGGCUACGAAUGCACCAUCCAAUUCGAGAAUCUCGAACACUUCUGCAAAGUCGUACCGAAGUACACGCCUCAGAAACUGGUCAACUUCACCAUCAACCGUGUCGUCAAGGAGCUCCUCAAAACCGUCAAUAAGCUUAUGGCCAUCUACUCCACCAAGGCCAGCGAAGAGAUGUGGGACUCUGACGAAGACGAACUCAGCCUGGCUGCCGAAAAAUUCAUAUUUGAACGCAACCUACGCACCAUCCAGGACAAAAAGAAGGCGCUCAAAGAAACCUUCCGCGCCGCCGGUAUCGGCUUCGGCGCCGCCGCCGGCAACGAUCGAGAUGGCGGCGAGUCUGCUGUGGACCUCGACCUCCUCGCUGCCGGCGAUACCGGUACCAUCUAUCGCAAGGGCGCACGCAAACUGCGCGGAGACGACGUCGAGGAGGCCGACGACGAAAUGGGCGACGCCGAAUUUGACACCGACAUCUCCAACGACGACUCCGAAGAUGACCUCACAGACCCCAACGGCUCCGACGGCGAGAUCCUCGACGACGAGGAAGAGCCAGCACCCGAGACGACCGCCGACGCGGAACAAUCUGCAGCGGAACAGUCUGGUGCUGAACAGACGGCCGCAGACGAAGACAUGGAGGACGAAGUCCUGACGGAGGAAGAACGGAAACGCCUGCGUAGAGAAGAGAAACGGCGCCUUAAGCGCAUGGCCAAACUCGACGAUAUAGAACCUGAUCGGCUCGAGGAGGAAGCGCUCUGGUCGGAAGGCGAAGGAGCUGGCUUCCGCUCUAAGCACCUCCCGCCGGAGGCCUCGAGGUACCUGGAGUCGAUCAAGGUGUGUCGCAAGACCUGGCGCAUCGUCAUCAAGUGGGGCUGGCCUGUGGAACGAUGUCCCAGACGGAUCGAAUUCAUGCCCUCCCUCACCAGGAUUAUCACCAAACAAGUGCUCCAAAACACUCCCGGCGUCGCCAACCCCCACGUAGUCACCAAGCAAGACACUCACACCAAGGGUGUCGACUGCGAAGUCCAGUGCGAAGGCUCCAACUUGGAGUGGGUGAGUCAGCUCUCCAGCCAGUGCGUGGACCACACGCGCAUCGGCACCAACGAUAUUCGGUCCAUCUUCCGGUUCUAUGGAGUGGAAGCCGGCAGAGCAUCCAUCAUCCGCGAACUCGCUUCGGUCUUCGGCGUCUACGGCAUCACCGUCGACUUCCGGCAUCUCUCCCUCAUCGCGGACGCCAUGACGCACUCUGGCGAAUUCCGGGCCUUCAGCAGACUCGGGAUGAGCCACCACCCCAGCCCGCUUCUCCAAAUGAGCUUCGAAACCUCCAUCAAGUUCCUUACCGAAGGUGUCGAACGGGGCGCCAUCGACAACUUGCGAUGCCCCUCAGGUGCAAUCGUCGUCGGGCGCAACACAAAUGUCGGCACCGGGCUCUCCAGACCCCUGACCCGCCUACCCGCUCAAAUACGCAUUUAA